GUUUUAUUAAAUAAAAAAGAUGAAUGAUGAGUUAGAAAAGACAGCAAAUUUUUUCUUUCCUGUUGAUAAUUAAGGAAUAAAAUAGAAAUUCGUUCAUACUAGAAGAUUGUUGAAACAUCCUGGUUAGAACAAUGUUUCCAAUCCUUCAACCCAGAUGUAAUAUUGAACUAAUAAAUAUUUAAGAACUGCAUCGAAGCGAAGUUCUGAUAAUUCUGGUGUUGAAGGGUAGCAUACUCCUCCUUAAAUAUGUGGAAUGAGAAAAAGAUCAGAAUUACAUACAAGUUCUGAGGAUAGAAAACCUAACAAUUAUCGAAUAUUUAGUUCUAAUGUAAAUCAACGUUCUAGUUAUCCAUAAUAAUUUAGUUUUGGAAAUUAAUUUCAAUAGAUAAAUGAAUUCAUAUAGAUCAAAGACUAACAUUAAAGUCCUCCAUUUAAAUAGUUAAAAAAGCUACCAGAAAUCUUUUAAUAAAGAAACUCUAGUUAAGGAUUUAGACAACCAUUCAGAAUAUAAAGUGGAUAAAGUAAAAGGGAAACAAUGAGCAACUUUGUAUAAGAUAUUGAAUGUCCUAAAAAAUAAUGUUUAUAGUAAUUGUAAUUAAAAUAAGCCAUUAAUAAAUAAUAAUUAAGAGGAACAUAAAACAAAUUACCGAAUAUUGGUUAACCUGUAUCAUUUUUAUAGACUAAACAAUAAUUGAAGAUGAUAAAUAGAAUAUUUUCAGGCAAACGGGAUCAAUGAUUAUAGUAUAUCUCAUUCCAUUGAUGAUUUUGGUAUUUUAUAUGAACUUGCUUUUUUUAAUCCUCC
Molecule: messenger RNA, 802 nt
Organism: Paramecium sonneborni
Lineage: Eukaryota; Ciliophora; Oligohymenophorea; Peniculida; Parameciidae
Source: the annotation of a GenBank genome assembly